GCGUGGGUAGACGCUGCUCGCGCUCUCCUCUCUUUUCCUCGGAAUUGGGGUUCCUGUCCCUGAUAGUGCUGGAAGUUGAUGUUUGGGCAAGAAUAUAAGGUGUUAGUAUCGUGUGUGUAACGUCCCAGUACGAGUGUAGUGGUAUCCACAGACACAUACAAGUGGAGCAUAGCUAAAAAAAACUUCAUCUUGGUGUAAACCCAUGUAUAUGUAUAUAAUUACACAUACGUGACUAAAUAUGGAUUCAAGAAAUUGAUAGAAUUGAAGACCAGCAGUUGAAGGGAGUGUCCAUACGUCCCCACCUCUUUGUUCAAGAUGUAUUCCUGAAGAAGUUUGAGACGAUAAACGAGAAGUGGCCAUGAGUGGCCACGAGCAUCGAAAGCUGAUCAAAUGCAGCAGCACCAGCAUUAUCCAGCCCCAGCCCUGAUGACCUGAGUCCGGACACAUUCCACCUAGGGCUGUUGUUCCCCCUCCUGCUACACCUCCACAACACACGACACCUUCCCUUGUCCAACUGCACUCUCCAUCUAGCCCUGGAGGAAUCCUCACACUUCAAAGCCCUACAUACUUCCUUGAAGAAUACCAACACCAUUAAUAAGACUUAGCCCAUAUAUAUACAGUAUAUAUAUAUAUAUAUGUAUAUAUAUGUAUAUAUGAAUAUAUAUAUAAAUAUAUAUAUAUAUUUAUAUAUAUAUACAUAUAAAUAUAUACAUAUAUAGACAGUACAUACAUUAUUUUGUACCUUUUAACUAGACACUUAGGUAUUUAGUUGGUGUGGUCAAACAUUCCAAGAUUGUUGGCAAGCUGGAGGAAAAAGGAAAGAUGUCGUGCAUCAACAAGAACCUCGUCCUACUCAAACUUCUUCUCUUCACCUUUUAUGGGGCUCUUGGUUGCCUGAUGCCAUUCCUGACAAUCCACAUGCGAUACAUUGGGCUGAGCAUCCAUGAGAUCACCUGGAUCAACUCUGUCCUGCCUCUCACCUCGCUCUUUGGCCCUCCACUUGUUGGCAUGUUGGCCGACCGUUUGGGCCACUACCGACCCAUCACCAUUGUCUGCAUGAUCUUUGCUGCACUGAUGCAUACAGCUCUAUUGUUUGUGCCAUCGUGUGAGGUGUCACCAGCAGUUGAACCCCCACUGACACUCCGGUGUGACUCCCUCGGGGGUGCUCUGGUGGUAGACUCCUGCGGCCAUGAUUGUCCACAGCCAGUUGGUUUCCACUCGUCGUCCUUUGUGGUUACAGAGUGUCGUAACGUGUGCAGAGAAACCAGUACAAAACCCACCACAACAGAUGAAGAGCUGGAUGAAGCCGAGAGAUUCGUGGUUCGUGGAACACCACCCGUCAUGCGUUUCCAUGCCUCGGGUAAAAAGGACUACCGAACAUUCAAUAAUGAUACGAUAACACUACAAUUCAACAGAACAUUAGAACCUGCACGACAUAAAAGAGAAGGUGACACGGUGAUGUGUUACUACAAGCUGGAAGACUUCAGUACAGAUAUCAAUCAGUACACAGGCCUCACGUGUCAAGCGGCCCCGUACUGUGAGGUUAUCUGUAAUGCUACUGAACUGGUGAAUGGGACUCGGUUUCUACAGAGGCCUCUUUGCUCUACAAUCAAGGGAAACCCAAAGCUAACACUGUGGCUUUAUUUCGCUGUUAGAGCUGUUGCAGAAAUGCUGGCUGCCAUCCUGGUCUCAUUGUUAGAAGCUGUGGCCCUCACAAUGGUCCAUCAGUACAAGGGAGACUAUGGCAGGGAGAAGAUGUUUGGUUUACUGGCUGUUGGAGUAUUUUCACCAAUCUCUGGAUAUCUUGUUGACACACAAUUUGGAACCUUUGGUAGCUACAGUUAUGCUCCAGUUUUCUACGUGUUCAAUGGUUUAAUGUUGGUAACCACGGCUGUCACUAUUGUUCUUCCUAUUGAAGUACAAGUUCAGAGAAUGAGUUUGCUGAAAAACAUGAGAGAGCUGAUCAACACCACAGAGCUCAGCAUCCUCCUGGUCCUGAUGACCAUGCUUGGCACAUUCUGGGGAUACCUUAAAACAUUUGUUUAUGUCUACUUGGAAGAUCUGAGCGCAUCGAAAUUGCUCUUGGGCCUUACGCUUUCCUUUGGAAUUGUGCCGUCACUGCCGUUCUUAUACAAGAGUGCUGCUGUAGUGCAGUACUGUGGCCACCACUACCUCAUCAUGCUGGCCUUUCUUGGAUACUGCAUCAGAUUUGCUGGGUUAUCAUACAUCACCAACCCGUGGUGGGCGUUACUGCUCGAGACACUGGAACUGUUCACACUCAACUUGAUGAAUGUCUCGGCCGCAACUUUAGCAUACAAGCUUGCUCCUAAGACCUUCGUGGCGACAGCCCAAGCUUUAGUUUGGGUUUCACAUUUUAAUAUAGGUCGAUGCAUUGGUACAUUUGUUGGUGGGCAACUUAUGAGCCAGUAUGGGGAGGUGCUGGUGUUUCAGGGAGCGGCCAUUCUGUCGGCAACGUGCGCAGCCGUUUACCUCAGCAUUCAUCAGCUUAUUAAAUACUUAAAAGCAAGACAAAAUGUUCAGCCAAAACCACAGCCAAGCAGAGAAAAUGGAAAUGUUCCAAAUGGCCAUUAUACCCCACUUCAGGUUGCCGAUGAAAAGUUUUGAUCGGAGCUUCACCCUAGAUCUCCUCGAGUUACCAUGUUCAAACAAGAGGAAGUUCGGUGAUACUGAACACUAUAUGGCACUGUGAUAAUCCAGUUUGAUCCGAGUGUAUCUUAGAAUCCUGAGUGGCAGGAUAGUCAUGUAAAUAAGAUCUACAUACGAUUAUAAUUAGUGAUAAUAGCACGUACAAUAUGCUGGAGACACUUUCCAGGUAAUAAACGAAUAUGCAACUUUUCAUUUCCUUAGAAUGGCAUGUUCACUAAGUAAGCGUGGCAUGUUCAUUGAGUAAUGUGACUUACAAAUCUUGAUCAAUGGCAUCUUAACCCUUAAACGGCUCAGCAUAAUAAAAGUCCUACAUCGUGGUGUGCAUGGAAACAAAUACUGUAGUUCACAAACAUUGGUACAUAAAACUGCAGGCGACAAUUCGAGCAAAGGAGGUAAUCACAGAUAGCGACAGGAGCCAUUUAAGGGUUACAAGAAGAUGGCUCAUCUUCAGAUUAGUUUCCAAUAAAAAAAAAAAGGAAAAAAUAAUUGAAAAUCAAGAAAAUGAACACAGGAUAUGAGUAUUAUGGUGCUAAAAAUGCAGUGAUUUAUAACCAGACAUAAUAUUGCUAAGUCAGUAGUGUACAAGGAAAGUGGCCAUGUUUAUUUAUGGUCAUUUU
Molecule: messenger RNA, 3284 nt
Organism: Procambarus clarkii (red swamp crayfish)
Lineage: Eukaryota; Metazoa; Arthropoda; Malacostraca; Decapoda; Cambaridae
Product: major facilitator superfamily domain-containing protein 6
Cellular component (GO): membrane
Source: RefSeq, a predicted model, not a curated record